CAUUAAAGCUGUCAAUCGCGCCCGUCCGCCGGUGCCGACAUCUCGCCGCCCCCAUCUUGAGAGGCUCCGGGCCUGGCAGCCUGACCACCUCCGAAUCCUGCCCCCGGCUCCGCCAACAUGUCUGUCAUGCUGCAGACGCCUUCCCGAGCCUCGACCGCAUCCUCCUCGUCUUUCCAGCCAAUAUCCCGCCAGAACACAAUGUCCUCCUACGAGGGCUCGCGGUCCGCCCGCCAGUCGAAGCGGUACUCCAUGUCGGCUUUGUAUAUGUCCAUGUCAGCCAACGAAUCCGACUUGGUCAUUGAAGAUGAUCUGGCCAAAGCGCAAAAAGUUUUGCGCGAUCUCAAGUCCAAAAUCUCGUCGCAGUCCAAGAAGAACUUUGUCCUCGAAAAAGACGUGCGAUAUCUCGACUCGCGGAUCGCGCUCCUGAUCCAGAACCGGAUGGCAUUGGAAGAGCAAAAUGAAGUCGCCAGCCACCUGGAAGACGCCACCGAGAUGCAGGAAGGAUCCUUUCCCAAUGACGACAAAACGCAAAAAUACGGGAACUUGAUGUUCAUGCUACAGUCGGAGCCCAGACACAUUGCUCAUCUCUGUCGCCUGGUGUCCAUGGCCGAGAUCGACUCACUGCUGCAAACCGUCAUGUUCACCAUCUACGGGAACCAGUACGAAAGCCGGGAAGAGCAUUUGCUGUUGACCAUGUUUCAGUCCGUCCUCACGUAUCAGUUCGAUAACACCCCUGAAUAUUCGUCGCUCCUGCGCGCCAACACGCCAGUUUCGCGCAUGAUGACGACGUACACAAGGAGAGGCCCCGGCCAGAGCUUCCUCAAGUCAGUGCUGGCCGAUAGGAUCAACAGCCUGAUUGAGCUGAAGGACUUGGAUUUGGAGAUCAACCCGCUCAAGGUCUAUGAACGCAUGAUCGAGCAGAUCGAACAAGACACGGGAAGCCUGCCGGCGUCGUUGCCCAAGGGCAUCACCGCGGAGCAGGCCGCCGAGAACCCUCAGGUUCAGGCCAUCAUCGAGCCGCGGCUAACAAUGCUCACCGAGAUUGCCAACGGAUUCCUGACCACCAUCAUUGAAGGGCUGGAGGAGGCGCCAUAUGGUAUUCGGUGGAUCUGCAAGCAGAUCCGUAGCCUGACCAAGAGGAAAUACCCUGAUGCUAAUGACCAGGUUAUCUGCACCCUGAUUGGCGGCUUCUUCUUCCUCCGCUUCAUCAACCCGGCCAUCGUCACGCCCAAGUCUUACAUGCUCAUCGAUGGCAUCCCCGCCGACCGCCCGAGAAGGACGCUCACGCUCAUAGCCAAGAUGCUGCAGAAUUUGGCCAACAAGCCCUCUUAUUCCAAGGAGCCGUACAUGGCCAAACUGCAGCCCUUCAUCCAGCAGAACAAGGAUCGGGUCAACAAGUUCAUGCUCGACCUGUGCGAGGUGCAGGACUUUUACGAGAGCCUCGAGAUGGACAACUACGUUGCGCUGUCCAAGAAGGAUCUCGAGCUGUCCAUCACGCUGAACGAAAUCUACGCCAUGCACGCCCUGAUCGAGAAACACCGCGACGAGCUCUGCAAGGACGAAAACUCGCACCUUUCUAUGAUCAUGGCCGAGCUGGGUCCCGCACCGCCCCAGGUCCCCCGCAAGGAGAACAGGGUCAUCAACCUGCCGCUGUACAGCAAGUGGGAGACGGCCAUUGACGACCUGACGGCCGCGCUCGACAUUACCCAGGAGGAGGUGUUCUUCAUGGAGGCCAAGUCCAUCUUUGUGCAGAUCUUGCGGACGAUCCCCGCGACGUCGUCGGUGGCGAAGCGCCCCCUGCGGCUUGAGCGCAUCGCCGACGCGGCAGCCACGUCCAAGAACGACGCCGUCAUGGUGCGGAAGGGCAUCCGCGCCAUGGAGCUGCUCAGCCAGCUGCAGGAGCUGCGCGUGGUCGACAAGAGCGACGGUUUCAGUCUGUUGCGCGACGAGGUCGAGCAGGAGCUGCAGCACCUCGGCUCGCUCAAGGAGGGCGUCCUGGCCGAGACGCAGAAGCUGGAUGAGGUGUACAAGACAAUUCGCGAUCAUAAUACGUAUCUGGUCGGCCAGCUCGAGACGUACAAGAACUAUCUGCACAAUGUCCGGAGCCAGAGCGAGGGCACCCGCCGCAAGCAGCAGAAGCAUCAGGUCCUGGGUCCGUACAAGUUUACGCACCAGCAGCUGGAGAAGGAAGGGGUUAUUCAGAAGAGCAAUGUCCCGGAUAAUCGGCGGGCGAAUAUUUAUUUCAACUUUACCAGCCCGCUGCCGGGGACGUUUGUCAUUUCGCUGCACUACAAGGGACGUAACCGCGGCCUGCUCGAAUUGGACCUCAAGCUCGACGACCUGCUCGAGAUGCAAAAGGACAACCAGGACGAGUUGGAUCUCGAGUACGUCCAAUUCAACGUGCCCAAGGUGCUGGCGCUGCUCAACAAGCGGUUUGCGAGGAAAAAGGGGUGGUAGGGCGCCCCUUUUUGCCUUUGUCGACGCCAGGGUUGUGGCUGUGAUGACUGUGGCAGGGCCGGUGAUGAGUGGGCAGAGGAGGAGGUGGAGGGUUGGUGAUGUUUUUCUUUUUUCUGUGUUUCUCGUUCUCAUUUUUUGAAGCGUAUGGAUCGGUAAUGGCGUUUGUUUUUCUUUUGCUAACUUAAUUAUUUUCUCUAUUUUUCUUAUGGGUUGGUCGGGUGGCUGCUUGGUUUU
Parathielavia appendiculata is the source of this 2691-nucleotide messenger RNA. RefSeq names its product Rho GTPase activation protein. The transcript has 5 exons. Lineage: Eukaryota; Fungi; Ascomycota; Sordariomycetes; Sordariales; Chaetomiaceae. Gene Ontology annotation, biological process: regulation of GTPase activity; negative regulation of Ras protein signal transduction. Gene Ontology annotation, molecular function: GTPase activator activity; protein binding. The coding region runs from base 118 to 2457 and encodes 779 amino acids. Gene Ontology annotation, cellular component: cell cortex. The record is from RefSeq and is a predicted model, not a curated record.